AUGGAGACGGUCGACAAUGAUAGCCUGGCCUUUUACCCGACAUUCUGCUUCAAGGCAUCGCCAACCCAUUUCGCCUGGGUAAAAAUGGCGGCUGUAGAUGUGCAUCGGCUGAAGAGAUGGCCGGGGUUUGAAGGUCAAAACAUCUACUUCUAUCUAAACCACCCAAUCCGCUUCGUCUGUCUCGUGGGCCUCAUCAUCGCCAGAACAGACGUAUACAAGCGCACCAUCCUCACCCUCGACGACAGCAGCGGCGCAACCAUCGAAAUCGCCGUUCUAAAAUCCGAGCAAUCCAUCCCCCAAGAGGGAACUGGUACUGAAGAAGGCCAGCAGCAACAACAACACCAAGGAUCUAAAGCACAGAGGCAACCAAUCAUAGAGACGCACGUCACCACAACUGACAAGACGUACUUGGACAUCUCAUCUCUCGUCCCUGGAACGCUGGUGAAAGUUAAAGGCACACUGUCUACCUUCCGCUCCGCCAUGCAACUUAAUAUUGAGCGCUUUUUCCCGGUUCCUGAUACUAAUGCUGAAAUGCAGUUCCUGGAUCAGCGCAUUCGGUUUCUUGUUGAGGUUCUUUGGGUGCCGUGGGUGUUGACUGAGGAAGAGAUUGCGCAGUUGCGGAUGGAGGCUGAGGAGGAGCAAGAACGGCUCGAAGAAGAGCAGGAUCGCAUCCGGAGGAGGCAUAGGAAGCGUGUCGAGCGGGAGGAGAAGGAUCAGAGACGGAUCCAGAAAUUGUGGGAGCGGGAAGAGAAGCUAAGGGAAAAGGAGGCGGCUUCUUGUCAGGUUGCUGGGAAGAAGGUUAUGCGGGAGUUGGAGAAAAGGAAACGGGUG
Messenger RNA from Aspergillus glaucus CBS 516.65, 831 nucleotides. RefSeq names its product OB-fold domain-containing protein. The transcript has 2 exons. The record is from RefSeq and is a predicted model, not a curated record. The annotation marks the transcript as partial. NCBI's taxonomy places the organism in Eukaryota, Fungi, Ascomycota, Eurotiomycetes, Eurotiales, Aspergillaceae.